This is a messenger RNA of Oryzias melastigma (Indian medaka), 3798 nucleotides long. RefSeq names its product ataxin 3 (gene atxn3). The transcript is spliced from 11 exons. Bases 82 to 1110 code for a protein of 342 amino acids. Gene Ontology annotation, molecular function: cysteine-type deubiquitinase activity. The record is from RefSeq and is a predicted model, not a curated record. Gene Ontology annotation, biological process: protein deubiquitination. Lineage: Eukaryota; Metazoa; Chordata; Actinopteri; Beloniformes; Adrianichthyidae. Gene Ontology annotation, cellular component: nucleus.
CCAAAACGACCCAUAGAGGGCGCCAGUAGAGAUUGACUCCCUUUUUUUUUUUUUUUUUACACGGGUAGGGGUCAAAGUUGAAUGUUUGACAGAAAUCUAAACAUGGAUUCCAUAUUUCAUGAAAAACAAGAGGGUUCCUUAUGUGCCCAGCAUUGUCUCAACAACCUUUUGCAGGGGGAGUAUUUUACCCCUGUAGACCUGUCCUCAAUUGCUCAUCAGCUAGAUGAAGAGGAGAGAAUGAGAAUGGCAGAAGGAGGUAUGGGUAGUGAGGAGUACAGGACCUUUUUACAGCAACCAUCUGGAAACAUGGAUGACAGCGGAUUCUUUUCAAUACAAGUAAUUAGCAAUGCUCUCCGAGUGUGGGGAUUGGAGUUAAUUCUCUUCAAUAGCCGGGAGUACCAGAGCUUGAUGAUAAAUCCAAUAAACGAGAAGGCCUUCAUUUGCAAUUAUAAGGAGCAUUGGUUCACCAUACGCAAGCUUGGACAACAGUGGUUUAACUUGAAUUCACUCUUGACUGGACCAGAGCUGAUAUCAGAUACAUAUUUAGCUCUUUUCCUGGCACAGCUACAGCAAGAAGGCUAUUCCAUAUUUGUGAUCCAAGGGAAUCUUCCCGAGUGUGAAGCAGAGCAGAUUCUGGGAAUAAUGCGGGUUCAGCAACAGCAGCGGCCCAGGCUCAUUGGAGAGGAUGAGGCCCAGACAAGUGCAGGCAGAUCCGUCGCUCAGGGGCAAAUGGACAUUGUAUCAGAUGAGACUGUGGAUGAAGAUGAAGAACUGAAGAGAGCUCUGGCACUCAGCAGGCAGGAAAUGGAUGUGGAAGAUGAAGAAGCUGACCUUCGCAGGGCCAUCCAGCUCAGCAUGCAAGGAUCCGGCAUGAGUAACAAAUCUUCAGAACCUGAUGUUGGAAAUGUGAAAUCAGAAAAACAGGCUGUACAGAGUUCUACAUGUGGAGAUAAAUCCAGCCAGAAUGAGACGCUUACUGCUGAGGAGCUGAGGAAGAGGAGACAAGCUUAUUUUGAUCGGCAAGCACAGCCAAGCAUUCCACAACAGUUAGAAAGUGAUUCUGAAAAACCCAACUCUGUGGAGGACCAACAAGAAAAACCCAGCAAAUAAAUUAGUGAAAGUUUUGCCGCUUUUGUCUACCGACGCUCUGAACUAGAAACCCUGCACCGGGGGUUGGCUUCUCUCCCUUCUCUAACCUCUCGCAAGUGCAAACGUACCCCAGUCAGAAGGCCGACACACGGUUUCCUUCGCUGGGUUUGCUGACAGGCAAAGGAAAGGCAGCACUUGGUCAAACCGGACCUCAGUGUGGCACCGAGACGGGGAAAAGGGUGGACUUAAGAUGACUCAUAAUGCAGUUAUUCCAAGUUUUCAAUCGCCUUUUUUACCAUAGCGCCUUUCUAUUUUCGUUACAUUCUGUUUUUUUGCUGUCUUAUUUUUUUGAAGACAUAAAGAGAAACUGCAUGUAAAGUUUGUUUAUGAAGUUGGAUUCUAACAAGAGGAAUGAAUGAAAGCCAUAAGAGACCAAUGUUUUAAGCAUUCGUUAUAUCCUUGUGGAUAACAGGGUGUCCAGCCCUAUUUUGGGUUUGGGUAACACAGCUGAAAAACCUUGCCCAACCAACCAGAGUUACUCUGUAUUUUUUAUUGUACUAUUUGUUUUUUCCGCUCCCCCAGAACUUUUUUUUUUUUGCUAAGAUUACUAAAACAUGUUUAAUUUCCUAUUGCUGACACCAUCAGUUGUUUUAAUUUCUUAAAAACGUAACGGGAUGAUCUAUUACCUCCUCAUCAUCUCUCUUAUGUUUACAGAGAAAAUAUUACAGUUUAGGGUUAAUAUAUGUUUACUAGAAACCAUCAUUUCCACAUACAUGUUUAUUUAUUUAUUAGCACACACAAAUAACAAAAGAAGGAUUGUUAACACAUACUGUAGAACCAUUAAAUCUUUUCUUUAUGAACUCUAGACCAAAACUUUGGCACAUUUGCAUUCUCCUUAAUUGAGAAGCAGUCAUUUAUUUUUACUGUAUUUGAGCAUUUUUUAAAGAAUCUUUUGUGAUUUUUUUUAUGAUUAAAGAAAGCACUGUUAAAACAAUUACUUUCGCUGUGGAAACUCAUACAUGUUACCAAUCACAUAAUACUUGAUUUGACCACUAAUGUCCCCUUCAAAAGUUAGACACCUGCAUUUGUUUGUAAUAGAGGGCUAUCAAAGGGGAUGUCGGUGUUAAGUAUUUAUCUGGUACAUUUCUCAGAAUCAACAAAAAUAAUUCAUGAACUCAAUAAUUCCUACAAUUUAUGCUUUUUCUCUUAAGAUUUGCUUUUUUUAUUUUAACUUUAUGACUUCUUUAGCAUGUCUUUUAUGUUAUGCUCAACACUGAAUAUCUGUAUCAGUUUUUAACUUUCAAACUGUUUCUAAAACUUCUAUUUUUGUGGACCCAUGAUGCCUCAAACUUUGUUUAAAACAAACUUUUUUUUUUUAAGUUCAUGAAAACUUGGCCUUGUUGUUCAUACUUUCUUGGAUUAUCUUUUUUUCUCUUAUGUUUUAUUGUUAAUAUUUUUAAUUUUCAAUCCAAAAUGCACUUGCCUAUAAAAUGUUGGUUGUUGGGUUUUUAGUUUUUGCAUUAUUAGCAUUGAAUGCUGUCACUACAUUUUGUUUGAUGUUGGCACAACUCGUUCUUUUCUUUAUUGAUCCUUUUUUUUGUUUGUUUUUGACGCUUUAUUUUCCAGAAUUGAAGCAACGUUCACUCGUGUUAGUAAAGCUCAAUUUAACAUUCACCGUUACUUGCACAUUGCCUCUUUAAUUCAUCUUAAAAUAAAAAUGGAAAUCCAUCGAGUUUAAGUUGUGUUUCGUAUCAAAUGUUGACAAUGACGUCGGCACAUUUUAAUUUUCAAUAUGUGGAUAACAGAAAAGGUUCAUGUAGGGAUGUCAGGGAAGAUGCAUCUCACGUGAACUACAUGGAAAGAUCUCAACAUCACAAUAAAUUAGUCAAAUAUUAAAAAAAAUGUUUAGUAUAAUUGAUAUCAAUUUAGGACAUACAUCACUAUUUAGUAAUAAAAAAUGAGACAUAAUUUGGUUUACAUGUUCACAAAAUCAUGUCAAUUAAUGUAAAACAAAUUCUGAUUGUUCUAUCAUAGAAAAGUUGUCUGUUUUUUUAAUUAUAAUUACUCUUCUAAAUCAAUAAUAAAAUUUAAAAUACCAUAUAGGUUUUUAUGGGUCUUAACACUGGGCCAGUACUUGAGUCUAUAAUGUUUCAUACAUAGUCGUUCUUUUUAUAUAUAUAUAUAUAUAUAUAAUAAAUCCAUAGUAAAUGAAAAUUCACAACUGAAGAAUUCUGUUUAAGUCAAACAGUCGCUGCCAAAAAUUCAAAAUUAGUUGUUAAAGAAAAAUACUGGCCACAUGUUAUUUAUAAAUUGUGGUCAAGUAAGCUUUAUUUCUGAUUAAUGAACUGUGAAAUGUUUUAAAGGAUUUUCAUGUUUUUGAGCAAGAAUAUAUACACAUAUAUAACAGAAAUAGUACAAUUUUCCCAUAAAAAUCAGCUUCAAAUAUUUUUUAAAUAAAAAAAAAGGUAAAAAAAAAUAAACAACACUUAAUUUGUGCUCAAAGCAUUAUGAACGUAGCUCAAAUUUACAGCUAUGGUCUGUCUGUGUGUGCCCUAUGGAAAUUGUAACAGGAAAUUUGAAAACAAUUGCAACACUAAAGCAUGUAAACCUCAAAAACAUGUAUAAAUAUAUUGUGGUGUAAUUUUUAAGAGGAUCAUUUAUGAAAAAAGCAAUGUAGGCUGACAGUAAAAACAAACAAACAAAAAAAAA